Molecule: messenger RNA, 467 nt
Organism: Ostertagia ostertagi
Lineage: Eukaryota; Metazoa; Nematoda; Chromadorea; Rhabditida; Trichostrongylidae
Source: the annotation of a GenBank genome assembly
AGGCGGCUAUCAAAGAACUCGAGGAUCGCAAGGGAGCUUCAAAGCAAGCUAUUUUAAAGUACAUUGUGCAGAAGUACAAACUCGGUGAUAAUGAGAAAAUGAUCAAUGCACGUCUUCGCUUCGCGCUCAAAAAGGGUGUCCAGUCAGGACUUCUCAAGCAGGCUUCCGGAACGGGUGCUGCUGGCAGGUUCCGUCUUGGUGAUAAGUCUGAAGGAUCAGCAAAGCCGAAGAAAGUUGCGAAGAAGCCGAAGUCAACUGGAGGAGAAGCCACGCCGAAAAAGACUGCUUCGGAGAAGCCCAAGGCAGCGAAAGCUAAGAAGGAGAAGUCAGCCAAGUCCCCGAAGAAGUCAUCGAAGCCGAAGGCGAAGUCUGCUAAGUCACCCAAGAAGGCUGCCGCCAGCACUCCGAAGAAGGCUGCCCCUAAGGCGAAGAAAACUACCAAGAAGGCUCCUGCUGCUAAGGCGUAA